CUUCCGUCCACCAGAUCCCGGAUGAGGCUGCCAUUGGGGGAAGUGCAAAGUGCCACCGGAGCUGGAUUUUGACGGUGUGGGGUUUACAGCGUAUUGAAACCCCACUGAAUUGAUGCCGACAAGGGACCCCUCACUGUCAUCGGACUGAUCCUAAGUUCGAUCUGAUCCACGUCACAAAAACUGUCAACAUCGUAACGCAGAACCGUACCCUAGCGCAGCUAACUAGCUAGCCAACUAGUGCAGCUAACUGUCUAACUGUUAGCAAACUAACGCGUACUCCGCUAGCGGAGGGACUGGACGAUAAACGUAGUUUUGGAGGAAAUACGUCUUGCAAAGCAUCCCUUCUUGUUUACCUUUCGAUUGACGAAUGAUGUCUGCCGCAAGCAUUGACCCCCAGUCAUCAAAAGGACAGGAUGCUAGUAAAGCCUUUCCUGUGUCGGUACAAAAUGGCUCAAUGCAUCAAAAGGAUACAGUCCAUGACAAUGACUUUGAGCCCUAUCUCACCGGCCAGUCAAAUCAGAAUAACAGCUAUCAAUCCAUGACCGACCCGUACCUGUCCAGCUACUACGCCCCGUCUAUUGGUUUCCCCUACCCUCUCAGUGAGGCGCCGUGGUCCACAGGAGGGGACCCCCCCAUCCCCUACCUUACACCCUAUGCCCCCCUCAGCAACGGAGACCACCAUUUCAUGCAUGACACUGUGUUUGGUCAGCCGGGGGGGUUAGGGAGCAGCAUUUAUCCACAUAGGUUUAACUUUUUUCCCGAGAACCCUGCCUUUUCAGCCUGGGGCACCAGUGGGUCUCAGGGCCAGCAGACUCAGAGCUCAGCCUAUGGGGGGAGCUACAGCUACCCACCCAGCUCCCUAGGGGGCACGCUAGUCCCCGAUGGACAGACAGGCUUCCACAGUGACACGCUCAGUAAGGCUCCGGGCAUGAAUAGCCUGGAGCAGGGCAUGCUGGGGUUAAAAAUAGGAGGCGAUGUGACAGGAAGUGGCUCUGGUGUAAAGAGCGUCGGCUCCGUGAUUGGUGGCGGCGGAAAUGUAGCUGCUGCUGUUGCCACGGGCAACGGUGGCACAUCAAUUGGAAUGCCCCCUCCCAAGCCCACAUCGUGGGCUGCCAUCGCCAGUAAGCCUGCCAAGAUGCAGCAGCUCAAGACCAAGACUAAGCCUGGCAUGCCCAUGGCCGGUGGAAUACUGCCUCCGCCGCCUAUCAAACACACUAUGGAAAUGGAUACGUGGGAUAAUAAGGGGACUGUUUCCAAAGUGCCCCCUCCUUUGCCCCCCCACCACCAGCAUCAGCACCAGCCGCAGCAGCUUCACUCCCACGCCCACCUUUCCCACGGCCUGCCCCCGCCCCCCCAGCAGUCCGUCCACUCUGCCCCGUCCCUCGUGCAGCAGAUGGCCAUGCAGGGUCCUCACCCCCCCCCUCCCCCGCAGUCGUACCAGAACCACAACGCGGUGCCGCCGCCCCAGACCCGCUGGGUGGCCCCGCGCAAUCGGAACCCGGGCUACGGGUGCGGUAGCCUGGACAACAGCGGCUCCUCCGGCGGCGGGGGAAUGGGUAACGGGGGCGGAGGGGUCGGGGGCGCGCCCCCCCGGUCGGGCCCCGGGCUGGACUCCCACCCCGUGCUGGAGAAGCUGCGAGCGGCUCACAGCUAUAACCCCAAGGACUUUGAGUGGAACCUGAAGAACGGCCGCGUGUUCAUCAUCAAGAGCUACUCCGAGGACGACAUCCACCGCUCCAUCAAGUACUCCAUCUGGUGCAGCACGGAGCAUGGCAACAAACGGCUGGACUCGGCCUUCAGAGCUAUGAACGCUAAGGGCCCCGUCUACCUGCUGUUCAGCGUCAACGGCAGCGGGCACUUCUGCGGCGUGGCAGAGAUGCGCUCGCCAGUGGACUACGGCACCAGUGCCGGCGUGUGGGCGCAGGACAAGUGGAAGGGCAAGUUCGAUGUGAACUGGUUGUUUGUGAAGGACGUGCCCAACAGCCAGCUGCGCCACAUCCGCCUGGAGAACAACGACAACAAGCCGGUGACCAACUCGCGGGACACUCAGGAGGUGCCCCUCGAGAAGGCCAAGCAGGUGCUCAAGAUCAUCGCCACCUACAAACACACCACCUCCAUCUUCGACGACUUCUCCCACUACGAGAAGAAGCAGGAGGAGGAAGAGAGCUACGAGCCCCCUCCGAUGCAGAGCCGCCCCCGGCUCGAUCAGGAUCGCCAGAAUCGAAGUAAACAGUAGAAGACUGCUCCUUUAGAGGUGGAUCCAUACUUCUGCUUGGAUGGACUUGAUGAUGUUUAGAUUAAAGAAGAGAAGACCCUCCCUCCACCACCACCACCACCACCACACACUUGGUUUUAGUGUCUUUGGCCAAUGACAAGCAUUAAGCCACUUUGAUCAUGGUUCUUAGUUUUCAAGAUGUGUGCAGCCGGGAUGAAGCCAGUUCACGAGUCCCACCAAUCAAAUCAGUUCAGCGUUUUUUGUUUUGUUUAACUCCUUGUGUUUUUGCCUUCUAGACCUUGAUCUGCAAUAUGAAACCUUACAUUCUCAAUUAAUAUUAAGUAACAGUUAUCUGCACGUCUCUUGAAAAUCUCUUAUCAUCAUGCUGCUGAUUUUGUGUGCGUGCGUGUGCGUGCGUGCGUGUGUGUGCUUGCAUGGAGAAAAGUGCUAAUGUUGGGUGUUCCUAAGAGUGAACAACACUUAUUCAGAAAUGUCUUUAUGAUUCUGGCCAGUUUAUAUUCAUGUACGACAAACAAUUUCUGAUAUCUGUACACUCUGCUGCGGGAUUUUCUUAGGAUUUGUGAAGUGUGUCUGGUUCAAAGAGUUGCACGUGCGUACAAAUGAUCUUGUGAAACGGUUGAGACAUGAGAAGACAUGAAGGUUAAAGAGUUACUCUGACUUUGUCACUUGGCCAAUUACUGUUUGGACAAACUAUCCACGGAGGAGAGAAAAGAUGCCAUUCAUUUUAUUUUUUCCAGAGCCUUAACAUUUCUUUUCAACACUAGUGUUAUAAAAAAAUGCAAUGUUUGCUGUACUGUACCUCAAGUUUUACAGCGAGAGAUUCAGGGAAUAGAUAUUGUUUAGAGAUAACACACCCUCUAAGGACUUCCCUUAUUUUAAUUUUAUUUAUAAGGUAGAAAUACAAACAUUGUUUCGGUUCUUAUUGAAUAUAAAGUAUGCUUUUAAUGUCCUCAUUAUCCAUCAUACGAUAGCUGUUUCUUUUAUGUUCUUCCCUGGCAUUCCUGCCGGGCUGUCUGGUGUGCUAACGUAUAUUUCUGGGGACAAUGUAGCAUGUUCUGCUUUUAUAGCUAGGCCUGUCACCUUGUUUUGUCGUUAUGUUUGUUCUUUCUUAACAUUAUUAACGUUUCUAUAACCCUUCCACAUCUUCCUCAGAAGAAUUUAAGCUUUAAUGUACCGGCCAUGCUAAUUGAGUAUGUCUCAAAAGUUAAUGUUACUGAUUUAUUGUUAGUGUAUGAGUAACCAGAGAGUAGUCUAUAUGGUAUACGUGCGUGACUUAUUUUUCUUUACUUUUUUCCGGGUCUCGCUUGCUUGUGUAUGUUCGUAUGCGAGCGUGAAAGACAGAUGUAUGUUAUUGAGGAAUCUUGAGGAGUUAUAUAAUGGUAACAAAAUAUUAAAAGAAAAAUGUUUUAAGUCCCCCUCUUCCCCCCCACCCCUCCCCCAAACAAUUAAAUAUACAUUGUAUAAAAGCUCACUAUCACAUUCUUAGAUUUGAUCAUGGUCAUUAUUAAAAGUAUACUUAUCUGUUAUAUGUAUUAUUUGCUUGGUUCCUUUGCUAAAUGUGUAUAUGUAUAGAACAACAAGCAAAGAUAUAUUCAUCACUGUGUCAUCGACAUCCUUGGUAUUUUAUAGUCUCUGUAGGUCGUGACAAGUGACAUACAUGAAGUUUCCCACGGGAUUUUGGUCAGAUUUCUUCAUGAAAUAACUUUUAACCGUAUGAAUCGUCCGGUAGUUGAAUCCUUGAUUGAUGGUUUGAAUCAUAUAAGUGAAAAUUCAUCACAUUAACAAGAAUAUUAAAGAGUCAUUUAUUGA
Gadus morhua (Atlantic cod) is the source of this 4045-nucleotide messenger RNA. RefSeq names its product YTH N6-methyladenosine RNA binding protein F1 (gene ythdf1). The record is from RefSeq and is a predicted model, not a curated record. NCBI's taxonomy places the organism in Eukaryota, Metazoa, Chordata, Actinopteri, Gadiformes, Gadidae. The transcript is spliced from 6 exons. Gene Ontology annotation, biological process: mRNA destabilization. Gene Ontology annotation, cellular component: cytoplasm. Gene Ontology annotation, molecular function: mRNA binding; N6-methyladenosine-containing RNA reader activity. The coding region runs from base 368 to 2236 and encodes 622 amino acids.